CUCCUCUCACCUCUCCGCAAGAUGAGACCUCUCUUCUCCCUCUACCUUGCCGUCCUCCUCACCACCUCCGGUGCCUCCCCCACGGCCGUCCAGCAGCAGACCUGCACCAGCCCCGCCACCGUCGAGGACGCCUGCAAGCUCGUCGCCAACAAGCAGGCCUCCGUCGGCUACGACUUCUGCGUGAAGUCGCUCGGCAAGGUGACGUCGCUGUCCGGGUCCGUCGACCUGCGAGAGAUCGCCGUGGUCGCGACGAGGCUGGCCGUCGACCACGCGGCCAGCACCGAAGCCAAGAUCGAGGAGCUGAUGGACCUGGAGACCAACCCCAAGGUGAAACGGUGCUUCGGCGCUUGCUUGGACGUGUACGGGGACGCGGUCGAGCACAUGAAGGACGCGCUCGACAACCUCUCCAACCGGCUCUAUCCGAGGGCGUCGGCGUUGGUGGGCGGCGCCGUCAACGCGCCGGACAAGUGCGAGGAAUCCUUCAAGGAUACCAAGGGAUCCUUUACUUUGGCCGCAGUGGACAAGGAUUUCGGCAGGUUGGCCAGCAUCGCCCACGGCAUCAUCGUCUCCUUGGAGUGAUUUGUUUGUUUCAAGCCUUUCCUCAAUGUGUUCGACCUAAUCUCUUCUUUCUUCCGUUUACGUCUUGGUAACUGAGAGCAAGAGUUCAUGUCAUUUAGCAUAAUUCACACUUUAUUAUUUGUUAUAGAGUUAAUGACUU
This is a messenger RNA of Musa acuminata subsp. malaccensis (wild Malaysian banana), 718 nucleotides long. NCBI's taxonomy places the organism in Eukaryota, Viridiplantae, Streptophyta, Magnoliopsida, Zingiberales, Musaceae. The record is from RefSeq and is a predicted model, not a curated record.